GUCCAGAUGUCAUCGUUUCAUAGACCAUCCUCAUCGACUCACCAAAUCUUCCAUCUUCAGAAAAAAAAAAACAGCAAUGGUAGCUGAACUCAAGCAAUGAUCUUUCUUCUUUCCUUCACAAAUUCAGCUGCUACUCAUCUCGUCUCCCUAUCCAAAUUCCCAAUUCUCAGAACCCCACAAUUCUCCACCAUGUCUACCAAUUUCUUCAAGUCUCACGCCUUUGCAGGCAACCCCAUAAAGCUAAGAACCCCUAAACCAACUGAUCCAUUUUCACCACCCUCUGCUCUCAAGACCCUUAAAAACCUUCUUUUAGGAAAUACCCAUGAACCCAAUUCCCCUAAUUUCAAGAUCUUGCCUUUCAGAAAGGGAAGGCCAUUGGCUGGUUCAGUUAGGGAUUCGAAUGAGCCGAAUUGGCACCUAGGUUGGUUGAGUUUUGGGGAUUGUAAGGCGUUUUUGGAGAAUUCUGAGGUUAAUUUGAGUGAAGAUACUUUGGUUUAUCUGGGUUCUGAUUCUGAGGGUGAUGGGGUUUAUGUUGUGUACUGGGGUAUUGAUGUGACAGAGGCUGGUAAUGGAUUGGUUAAAGAAUUGGGGGGUAAUCAGUUUUGCUUUGUUGAGCUUAGGACUUUGAUGGUUGCCACUGAUUGGGAAAAUGCUUCAUCCAUGGGACAACUUGCUAUUGCUGGUCAUGCCAGAUCAUUACUAGAAUGGCAUACAGUAUCACGUUUUUGUGGAUUUUGUGGUGGUAAGAACAUUUUAAUUGAUGCUGGGAGACGGAAACAGUGCUCUAAUGAGUUAUGCAAGAAGAAAAUCUAUCCUCGAGUUGAUCCAGUUGUGAUUAUGUUAGUUAUUGACAAAGAGAAUGACCGUGCGCUAUUAAGUAGGCAGUCAAGAUUUGUGCCUCGCAUGUGGAGUUGUCUAGCUGGUUUCAUGGAGCCAGGAGAAAGUUUGGAGGAGGCUGUGAGAAGAGAAACAUGGGAGGAGACCGGUAUUGAAGUUGGACAAGUUGUUUACCAUAGUUCUCAGCCAUGGCCUGUUGGACCUAGCAGCAUGCCGUGCCAACUUAUGGUGGGAUUCUUUGCGUAUGCAAAAUCACUGGAUAUUAAUGUGGAUAAGGAGGAAUUAGAAGAUGCGAAAUGGCACAGCAGAGAAGAUGUGAAAAAGGCACUCACAAUCGCGGAAUACAAGAAGGCACAGAGGACUGCUGCUGGUAAAGUGGACCAAAUGUGCAAGGGUGUAGAAAGAGGACAGAGCUUGUCUUCCGAUUUCAAUGUGGAAAGUGGGGAACUUGCUCCUAUGUUUAUCCCGGGGCCCUUUGCAAUUGCUAAUCAUCUCAUUUCCUCUUGGGUGAAUGGGGUUGAAUCACAACUUGCAAGUUCUUUCUCAAAUUUAUAGGACUUUAGUAAUUGACAUCAACAAUGUUGUUCUCAAAGAUUCUUAGGCCACCACUACCCUCUGAUGAGACGAACAAUUAAUCUUGCAGGGGAGUUGAACCUCCAUAUGUGCUGCAACAAUACCAUUGAUUCAGUAGAUGAAUGCUGCUGGCAAGUGUGAAAAUGGACGUGUAUACGUACAUGCAUAGCAGACGUGCUAGUAUAAAUUUUAAGCAAUUGCACUUCGAACUACUUAAUUUGUAAUUUGAAUUUUGUGUUAUAGAGAUAUUAACGCCACAUAGCUCAUAUUUUGAGUUUGUUGCCCAAUUUAGCUUUUAUUUGUGUAUAAACACCUUGCGUAUACAUUUCUAUAUAAGAAUGA
Solanum stenotomum is the source of this 1752-nucleotide messenger RNA. RefSeq names its product nudix hydrolase 19, chloroplastic. NCBI's taxonomy places the organism in Eukaryota, Viridiplantae, Streptophyta, Magnoliopsida, Solanales, Solanaceae. Gene Ontology annotation, biological process: NADP+ catabolic process; NAD+ catabolic process. The transcript is spliced from 8 exons. Gene Ontology annotation, molecular function: NADH pyrophosphatase activity. Gene Ontology annotation, cellular component: cytosol. Bases 97 to 1392 code for a protein of 431 amino acids. The record is from RefSeq and is a predicted model, not a curated record.